GCUUAUUUAAUCGGUUAUUUGCAGGAUUUCCAUGCUUUAAAUAUCUUUCGAUAAAUACAUAAUCGUACUAUCUCACGAGUAUAGCAAAUAUUUGCUUUGGUCAACACACUAACCAUGUUUUUCUUCGUGUGUGGGAAGCCCUUCUGCGCGGCCGCUCGGCUUCAUUGAAUAAUUAUCUCGAGUUUACCUGUUCUCGACUGUUGGCGGGCCCUUCGAUGUGACUGUGACCCAAAAACCAGUUUCUCCGCCAAACUCCCAACUCGUUUGGCGCUCAGGAAAGGCGAAAAGCGCCUGCGCAGCGCGCUCAAAGUUGAAAAAGUGAAGCCAUGUGGAAAUGUGUUAAGUGCCAAACACCCAAAACAUUUCAGUUUGAGUAGCCAAAGAACCGUAACCCCAUGGCCAUGGGCCAUAUAAUUGGUUAAUGCGAGCGAAACCCCCCUGCUUAAAUGGCUUUUUAAUUAUGCCCAAGAAUGCGGUACAUCAUCAGCCAUGAUGAUCUACGUUUUCUACCUGCAUUUUGGACGCUGCCUAUGCAUCUCGUUGGUCCAUUUGCAUCGUCACUUUUGGCCAGUCAUAAAGUUCCCACGGCUCGCGGUGAGCCUGACCUACGUUGUAACGCUUCAAUUAGCCAACAUCUGCUGCCGUGGCCGAGAAAAACCCAGUUUCCCCGUGCUCGAGUGCCAAAUAUUUCCCUUGCAGACCGCCGUGCGAGAGGAAAACUCCGCCACUGGAAGGCGUGGAAAGCACUGCGACUGCGCGAAAAUCUGCAAAAAGAGAAAUUCCUGCCGAGAGACGCCCUCAAUAUGCUGGCCACUCUCCUUGGCUCUCUGAGCACCACCAUCCAAUUCGGAACCACCCACUCGCAACCACCCACUUUUGCCACCCAACGACUUUGCCCAAAUGUUUCGUUUUCGCUGAAUUUCACUUGGUUCACAGGCCACUCUGCCGAAUCCUUCGCAGGACCUCCUUCUGGUGCACUAGCACACACACACACACAUACACACACACAGCGAAGUACCUACUACUAUACAUAUAUGUUGAUUUUGGCACUCUGAUUUAUGCAUUAUAUUAGCGUUGAUUUUUAGCUGCAAUAAAUCUGCACAUAAUCGGGGGCUACAUGCUAUAAAGCCAUGCAUGCCAUCCCGUCCGUAAUCAUAAUUCACCCGGCCCGUUAAUAGGUCCUUCCCCCCUCCCCCUCUUCUCUCGACGAAGUCACUAAUUUCUGACUUCAGACAGGUGAACGCCUCGCAAAGUGGCUCGUUCGUCUAAGAGUCGACGCCCCACGGCUGUCAAGUGCGAUUCCCUGAAUGCUCGAGUGCGUCGAAGAGCCAUAUGGUGGGCUCGAAGUCAGGUGGACUACCUGGAAUCGAACAGCUGUCACAAGACAGUCAACUAAUUGCCAAUUUCAUAAUCGCCCAAAUCUCGAUUUGUUUCAGCUCAAAGGUGCUGAUCCAGGUGCUGUUGCCAACUAUUAAUGACCGCACGUAGUGAGUGUGUCCAGUUCUCUAGAGAAACAGGCGCACGUGUUAUGGGUGAAAAUAUGCUUUUCACAAACAUUGAGAAAAAUGAGUUAGUUUCAAAACUAGAUUAUUGCUGCUUGUGUUCGUUGCAAAGAGUUUCGUAGUUUCAAUCAGGCUGCCGAGGCAAAGCACAUUGAAGUUUUAUAAAACAAGCCAUAUUAUAUACUAUAUAUGAUAUUCUAAACUUUAUUUCCAAUUAGAGCAUACAUUCCAAUUUCCAUAUAAAAAAAGCGAUUAAACAGGCUUAUCAUGCUUGCUUUAAGGUAGCAACCCUAAUCACCUUCUGGUAGUAAAAGUCGAAAUUCAUUUUGUACACAUCUACAGACCAGGCGAUUAGGAAAUUGGUAUCAACAUGAAACUACGUCCUGUUCCUUGUGGCCUCUUUCUCGAUGUGCAUAGCCAAGGACACAGAAAUAUUGUCUCUUAAUCCGGAUCCCCAGUGGCUGCUGGGCUGCCCCAUAAUUUGCCCGGCUCGUGUCGCUGCAAGGUGUUCAUGUGGCCAUAAAAACAAUAAAAUAUUUAACACAAAUUUUAACUUAAUGCUCGGCUCGUAAAAAUGUAUGAGUGUAAAAAUGCUUACCUAUGGCCUUGCAGGGGGGCGGCGGAUUGUAGAGGUGGGCGCGUCCAUACCAAUGCCGCCUCAUUAAACCAGAAAUUACACAAAGGAUAACGCGCAGCUUGACGGCGAUGGCCGCAAAGUGCUUGUGUUUGUAUUUGUCUCUUCUGUCUGUGUGUGUGUCUCUGUGUGGGUGUGUGUGAGCCACCCACACCGAUCACCCUUUUUGUCCUGCUUUUGGCCUACGGCGGUCAUACAAAUAAAAAAUUAUCGCCCAAGUCCAGGACGAGCAAGUCCUGCGUUGCCAUUAUAUUUUAUUUUCACAAUUUUUCGUCACUUCUGAUGCUGGCUUUGGCUUUACUUUCUGUAUUUGCCAGCUACCAUAUUCCUGGCCCGAUUUAGGCCCUGCAAAAGACCUAUACACCUUAAGAAAUAUCAUAUAUGUUAUGUAUAUAUCUGAUGAAUAAUUAACCAUAGAAUAGGCAAGCAAAAAUCGAAGGACAUUGUGUUCCAAACAAGUGUACGCAUUCCCGGUCCAUCCUGCCUCAUCAUUGUCUUUUGACGCUGCGAGCGUUUAUCGUUCGUCCGGGGGAGUGGGUGUGUAUCCUCGUCUUCCUGUUCGAGCUCCGGAUGCUUCCUGCUUACUUCUCUUAUGUGUAUUUUUUACCGACGCUGAUUUUUAUUCCUCUGCAGGAUGUGAUAUUUCAUUCAGGGCCGCUAACAGAGCAGCUAAAUGCUCUCCCCCCACGUCCACUGUCCCAUGGAUAUGGGGCAGAUAAUAAUUUCUCAUCUUUAUGAUGUUUUCACGCUCUGCUGUGCCCUGCUUAAGUCAAGAAACCAGCGAUUGUUGCUGCUGAAGGCAAAAGGAAAAAAAAAUGAAAUACAAAAAAAGAAGAGGAACAGCGGGCGAAUGGAAGAGCAUCUUUCGCUUUUCACUUUCUCGGUCCCAUUCCCUCAUCUGCACAAUCGAAUUGGGAAUGCCCGGAAGCAGUGUGACCAUAAUUGCGAGCCCGACUAGACGAAGACAUUGUUUUCCGUGGAGUCGGCGGAGGAGGGAUACUCGAUGACGAAGAUGUCGUCUUUGGCGGAGUGAAUGAUAUCCCUCGUCCGGUGGCUUCCUCCACCAAACUUGUUUGCUGCCCCCCUGCUCGUCAUCGUCCUUUUGUUCGGCGGGUGUAGUGGGUCAGCGGAGCUGGCUGGAUGUAAUAAUGAAAUUUAUGUCUGCAUAACGCUGAUUUAUGUACGCUAAUGAGCUUUUUAAUUAGUUAAUGCACGUGCGGGCCGCGGCGGGUGGUAAUUUAAAAAAUUAAUUAUGAAAAACUAGCCCUGCCAAAUAAGCCAUUUUGCGCAUGCUGCCCUGGAUAAAACGAAAUCCUUGACAUUAAUACACCUUUGCUUAGUCAGUCUGGAAUAUAUUUUGCUAAUUUCGCAAAAGCUAGCCUUCUACGACUGAACAUGUUGGAGGACUUUGCAACAGACGAUUUGAAGAUCGAUAAAGACUAUAGCCAUGCCAAUCAGAGGAGCGAGGAUCGCCGAAGACAGGAGGCACAUUAUUUCAAACUUUAUGGCCGCAUCGAGAUACACGAAUGGCUGUUGAAGGACUCGGUGCAAAUGAAAGCCUAUCGCGAGGCUAUUCAGGACAACGAGUUCUUUAGGCACAAGAUCGUGCUGGAUGUGGGCUGCGGCAUGGGCGUCCUUUCGGUGUUUGCAGCCAAGGCGGCUGCCAAAAAGGUCCUGGCCGUAGAUGCGGCCACCAUUUCGGACUAUGCCCAACAGGUAGCCCAGGAUAAUGGAUUCGGCAAUGUUAUAACGGUGAUCCGCGGAAAAGUGGAGGACAUUGAACUGCCCGAUGACAUCGACAAGGUGGAUGUUAUAGUGUGCGACUGGAUGGGCCACUGCCUGUUUUCUGGCAAUAUGCUGGAGUCGGUGCUAUUUGCGCGGGACAAGUGGCUGUCCGCCGAGGGCCACAUCUAUCCGGAUACGGCGCAGCUUUAUCUGGCGGCCAUCAAGGGACGGGACCAGGAUCUUGGUUACUGGCACGAUGUGCACGGCUUCGACCUGUCGGCCAUCCGGCGCAGAUGCGAGUCCAAGGCGGUGGUGGAGCACGUGACCGGUGACCAGCUGAUGAGCCGGGUGUGCCUGGUCAAAUCGCUGGAUCUGUACACCGAGCGCCGGCAAUCCGCCAAGUUUCGUUCGCUAUUCGAGCUGAAGGUCAUGCGAAAUGGCUGGGUUCACGCCCUGGUGGCCUACUUCGAUGUCGGAUUCAGCAAGAGCACCCAAAGGAUCAGCUUCAGCACAUCGCCCUGUGCACCGUGGACACACUGGAACCAAACGGUCUUCUACCUGGAGACGCCACUGCCAGUUAGGGCAGGUGAGUACAUCAAGGGCGUGUUCACCAUGAAGGCCAGCGAGGAGAGCAUCUUCGACAUGGAGUUCGACAUCUAUGUGGACUUCGAUGGCAGGGAGAAGUCGGUUACCAUCCAUCAGUCCUUUGUGCUCUCCAAUCCCCUCACGCUGUGUUGAGCCUUGCACCAAAAGUGGAACACAAAAUAUCGUCGGAUCACGAUAAAAUGAACGACCGGUUAAAUAAAGCAAAAGCCAGCCACA
Drosophila yakuba is the source of this 4683-nucleotide messenger RNA. It is a transcript of the gene Art2, whose product is annotated as protein arginine N-methyltransferase 8. Gene Ontology annotation, cellular component: nucleus. The record is from RefSeq and is a predicted model, not a curated record. Gene Ontology annotation, molecular function: protein-arginine N-methyltransferase activity. The transcript has 4 exons. The coding region runs from base 3532 to 4599 and encodes 355 amino acids. Lineage: Eukaryota; Metazoa; Arthropoda; Insecta; Diptera; Drosophilidae. Gene Ontology annotation, biological process: peptidyl-arginine methylation.